AAAUAGCUGAAAUCAAAAUAGCACUGUUUGCAUAUAACCGCUGGUGCCCUAAACAACAAAGCUUACAAGGAAAGCAGUUUUCAUCCUCCCCCUUAAGGAUGCCACAGACAAAUUCUGGUAUAAAUGGAAAGAGAAAAUUUCCACAUCAUGAAUCCUCAUCUGAGAAGUCCUAACUGCCCACCUUUCAAGACAUCACGAGAUGUUCCAAUCCUAUUGUUUGCUGUGAUGGGUCGUAGGGCAGCAAACACUUCUACAGUGUUCUGUGCCAAGGUCUUUGUGGCUAGGCUGCUCCAACCUGGUAGAGAGCAUGUGCGCACUGAGAUGCCUGCAGAGCAUGCCCAGUGUCAGAUGUCUCCAGAACACAUCAGUAAUGGAGGAUCAGAAUGAAGAUGAAUCUCCAAAGAAAAAUACCCUAUGGCAGAUAAGUAAUGGAACUUCAUCCGUGAUAGUCUCAAGGAAGCGACCAUCGGAAGGAAACUACGAAAAGGAAAAAGACUUGUGUAUUAAAUAUUUUGACCAGUGGUCUGAAUCAGAUCAGGUUGAAUUUGUGGAACACCUUAUUUCACGAAUGUGUCACUAUCAGCAUGGACAUAUUAACUCUUAUUUGAAGCCCAUGUUACAACGGGACUUCAUCACUGCUUUACCAGAGCAAGGCUUAGAUCACAUAGCAGAAAAUAUCCUUUCCUAUCUUGAUGCCAGAUCGCUCUGUGCAGCAGAGCUGGUGUGUAAGGAAUGGCAGAGAGUUAUCUCUGAGGGAAUGCUAUGGAAGAAAUUGAUUGAGAGAAUGGUGCGCACUGAUCCACUGUGGAAAGGGCUCUCUGAAAGAAGGGGUUGGGAUCAGUACCUGUUUAAAAACAGACCCACAGAUGGCCCCCCAAAUUCAUUUUACAGAUCAUUAUACCCAAAGAUAAUACAGGAUAUAGAGACUAUAGAAUCUAACUGGCGAUGUGGACGACACAACUUGCAAAGAAUUCAGUGCCGCUCUGAAAAUAGCAAAGGUGUCUACUGUUUACAGUAUGAUGAUGAAAAGAUCAUCAGUGGCCUACGGGAUAACUCCAUCAAGAUUUGGGAUAAGACAAGCUUGGAAUGUUUGAAAAUAUUAACAGGGCACACUGGCUCCGUUCUCUGCCUGCAGUAUGACGAGAGAGUCAUUGUAACCGGAUCUUCGGACUCUACAGUGAGAGUUUGGGAUGUAAACACAGGCGAAGUUCUGAACACACUGAUUCAUCACAACGAGGCAGUGCUUCAUUUGCGUUUCAGUAAUGGCUUAAUGGUGACAUGUUCAAAGGACAGGUCCAUUGCUGUUUGGGAUAUGGCAUCACCUACUGAUAUCACCUUACGUCGCGUGUUGGUUGGCCAUCGUGCUGCUGUUAAUGUUGUAGACUUUGAUGACAAGUAUAUUGUCUCUGCAUCAGGUGACAGGACCAUUAAAGUCUGGAGUACAAGCACAUGUGAGUUUGUUCGUACUCUAAAUGGGCACAAGCGUGGCAUUGCAUGCCUUCAGUACAGGGAUCGACUAGUUGUGAGUGGAUCAUCAGACAACACCAUUAGGUUAUGGGAUAUUGAAUGUGGUGCCUGUUUAAGAGUACUAGAAGGCCAUGAAGAACUGGUUCGAUGCAUCAGAUUUGAUAACAAGAGGAUUGUUAGUGGAGCCUAUGACGGCAAAAUUAAAGUUUGGGACUUGCAAGCUGCUCUUGACCCUCGUGCCCCAGCCAGCACACUAUGCUUGCGAACAUUGGUGGAACAUUCAGGACGUGUGUUUAGACUCCAGUUUGAUGAAUUUCAGAUCAUUAGUAGUUCCCACGAUGACACAAUUCUGAUUUGGGAUUUCUUAAAUGUGCCACCCAGUGCCCAGAAUGAGACACGCUCUCCAUCCAGAACGUACACUUACAUCUCCAGAUAACAGUCUGCACUUUACUAGCCUCAUAAGGUAAAUUCUAUUAUAUUAAAUGUAUUCUGU
This is a messenger RNA of Trachemys scripta elegans, 1960 nucleotides long. It is a transcript of the gene FBXW11, whose product is annotated as F-box and WD repeat domain containing 11. Gene Ontology annotation, molecular function: protein dimerization activity. The transcript is spliced from 13 exons. The coding region runs from base 308 to 1903 and encodes 531 amino acids. Lineage: Eukaryota; Metazoa; Chordata; Testudines; Emydidae. The record is from RefSeq and is a predicted model, not a curated record.